AUGUCUAAUGCUCAGAAUAUCUCCAAACGCCUUCCCAACCUCGGGGAUCAUGCAUUGAUCGGAGAAUCUGCGAAGCUUCCCAUUAACGAUGCGACUCCCGUCAUCUCCAUGAGCCCGGUGGUGCUUCCAGCUCCAGAUCGCAUCAUGGACUUGCAUAUGCGUGUCUCUGCACCGGCAACUGGAAAAAAUAUCCCAAUUAUCCUGCUCUCACACGGUCAAGGCUCAUCCAACAAUCUCUCCUCUCUCAACGGCUACGCCCCGAUUGCCCACUUCUGGGCUUCUCAUGGCUUCGCAGUCAUCCAACCCACGCAUCUCAGUUCUCGGGCGCUUAGCCUCAGCCCCGAUGAGUACCCGGAAGCUCCUUGGUUCCUGCGGACUCGCGUGAUUGACAUGAAGCUCAUUCUCGACGAGCUUGAUCAGAUCGAGGCACUCUUCCCCCAGAUCCAAGGACGUCUUGACCAUUCUCGCAUUGCCGUCGUUGGCCAUUCUGCCGGUGGUCAUACCGCAAGCCGGCUCAUGGGUGCUCGAGGAAACGACCCUACCCAUGAAACAUACGAAGACCUCUUCGAACCACGCAUCAAAGCAGGUAUCCUCCUCGCAAGUCCCGGAGACGGCCGCGGAGGAGAUGGACUGGGUCCCGCUGCCGCAAACACCGACCUGAAAUAUCACAGCCACGCAGAGAUGAAAACACCCACACUCGUCGUUAUCGGGGACAGUGAUGGAUUCCCGUUCUUGACCACCCGUGGCGCGGAGUACCAUGCAGAUGGAUAUUAUUUCAGUAAAGGCCCGGGGUCGCUUCUCACAGUGAAGGGUGGGAAGCAUGGACUUGGUGGAGUUUCGGGCUAUGAUACUAGCGAGGCUGCUGAUGAUGAGAGCCCGGAACGACUGGCUAUGGUUCAGCGUAUGACUUGGGCGUAUCUGCGCAGUGCACUGUACCCUGAUGAUUCCGCUUGGUCUGCCGCAUCUGCGGCCUUGGAUGGGCUUCCUGGAUUGGGAUAUGUUGAGGAUAAGCUUCCAGGUCAAUACCAAUCUAGCUAG
Molecule: messenger RNA, 1038 nt
Organism: Penicillium subrubescens
Lineage: Eukaryota; Fungi; Ascomycota; Eurotiomycetes; Eurotiales; Aspergillaceae
Product: alpha/beta hydrolase family protein
Exons: 1
Coding region: 1-1038 (345 amino acids)
Molecular function (GO): 1-alkyl-2-acetylglycerophosphocholine esterase activity
Source: RefSeq, a predicted model, not a curated record